AUGGCAACGACCAUCUUGCGUGAAAAACCUUUCAGCUGCUCAAUCUGUAAAGCAUCUUUUACGCAGAGAGAAAGUUUAAAGAGACACAUGUUAACUCACACAGGAGAGAAACCUUUCAGCUGCUCAGUCUGUAAAACAUCUUUUACGCAGAGAGAAAGUUUAAAGAGACACAUGUUAACUCACAAAGGAGAGAAACCUUUCAGCUGCUCAGUCUGUACAACAUCUUUUGCGCAGAGAGGAACUUUAAAGAGACACAUGUUAAUUCACACAGGAGAAAAACCGUUCAGCUGCUCGGUCUGUAAAAGAUGUUUUAAAGAGAGAGGAAAUUUAAAGACACACAUGUUAACUCACACAGGAGAGAAACCUUUCAGCUGCUCAUUCUGUAAAAGAUGUUUUACACAGAGCAGUCAUUUAAAGAGUCACAAGUUAACUCACACAGGAGAGAAACCUUUCAGCUGCUCAGUCUGUAAAACAUGGUUUAGAGAGAGAAAAACUCUAAAGAAAGAAAAUGGCGCCAUUCACAUGUUAACUCACACAGGAGAGAAACCUUUCAGCUGCUCAGUCUGUAAAACAUCUUUUACAGACGGAGGAACUUUAAAGACACACAUGUUAACUCACACAGGAGAGAAACCUUUCAGCUGCUCAGUCUGUAAAAUAUGUUUUGCAAAGAGAGGGAAUUUAAAGAGUCACAUGUUAACUCAUACAGGAGAGAAACCAUUUUAGUUGUUCUUGUUUCGGUAAAGUUGACAUUUAUUCCACUCCCUCACUUGUCAUGAAGACCGUGAGAAACCUCCCUCGUUGAUCACCGUUCUGACUUGGGAUUAAUGGAUGUCAGGAUCAGUUAAACAUGAAUUAAUUAGGCAAACCAAAAGCUGGAGACAGCAAUGAGAAGAUGCUUAGGACGAAGAUGUACUGAGAACGGAGUUAAAUGAAGAAUUUGGGAAUUUCAAACAGAGAUGAGGCAUAAAGUCCACCUCCUCUCGUCCCACCUGCACUCUGUUUUGUGGUGCAACCAUAAAGUAAUGCUCGAUUCAAAGAAACAAUGGAGUCAAUCUGUAAAGAUGUGCCCACAUUUCAAUUAUUGUACACAAAUCUAUGUACAGGUUAUAAGUGAAUGUAGAAACAGUGACAAUGAAAAUAUCAUACCAUGUUUAUGCCAAAAAAAAUAGCCGGACACUGCAGGGAUUCGAACCCCAUCCCAGUAAAGCAGGAGUACCAUUACCAGUGCCUUGUUUUCUUUUUGAGGCUUGUGGGUUAUAAUAUAUUUUUCAUCACACCUUUUUUUUUUUAAGAACUUUUUAUUUUGCAUUUUCCACAAACAGAUUA
This is a messenger RNA of Pseudoliparis swirei, 1326 nucleotides long. RefSeq names its product gastrula zinc finger protein XlCGF71.1-like. Gene Ontology annotation, molecular function: RNA polymerase II cis-regulatory region sequence-specific DNA binding; DNA-binding transcription factor activity, RNA polymerase II-specific. NCBI's taxonomy places the organism in Eukaryota, Metazoa, Chordata, Actinopteri, Perciformes, Liparidae. Gene Ontology annotation, biological process: regulation of transcription by RNA polymerase II. Bases 1 to 723 code for a protein of 240 amino acids. The transcript is spliced from 3 exons. The record is from RefSeq and is a predicted model, not a curated record.